AUGCCUGAGCUUCUAAGCUUCUGGAACAAAAUGGCCGCCCGAUCCAAUUUUCCGAAUUUGCCCCAUAUCGAGAUUAUCAUUAUUCGCCUUCUCGUACUCGUGGGUUUUCCCGUAAAUCAUGAUCAUGGUAUUGUAAGUGAUCACGUUCUGCUCGAUUUCCUUUCUCUGCAUCAACCUGAACAAGUGAAUUGCCUCUCCAAAAAGGCCGGCAUCACCAAGAGUUUGUCGGCCUCCUUGGCCAUGUCGAGCUGGCCGAACACAUCAAUCAUGAUGUUGCACGUGAUUAAAUCGAGCGGGCACUCGAUUUCUCUCAUUUCCCUGAAAACGGAAAAGGCCUCCCGAAACUUUUUGUUCUCGACGAAUAGUCGAGUAACUAAGUGUGUCGGGCUCGACUCCGGCAGUCCUCAUCUCGUCAAGAAGAGCGCGGGCUUCACGGAAAAGCCUGGCCUUUCCGAAAAUGUUGAUCAUCAAGUUAACAAGAUCUCCACGGACAUUUGCCUGCUCCAUUUUCUGAAGCCAGGAGAGGGCGUUGUCGAAAAGGCCCGAUUUACCGAAAUGGGACAAUCCUCUGUGGGACAUUUCGUCGAACAGGCCAUGGGCGAUGACCCACUGCUUCGCCCUGAGUGCAUUGCGGAGGACGACGUUGUAGGCGAAGACAGAGGGGGUAUAGUGGGCCUCGUCUCGAGGAGGGCGAGCGAGCGCCGCCAGUCGGGCUCGCGGGAGAGGAGGGAGACAAUGAACCGCGAGGAGAGGACGCGUGAUUUGUACGGCGACAUGAGGGAGUGGAGCUCGCGCUCGUCGCGGGUCUGGCGGAUGGACGACAGGAGGUCGUCCAUGUCCACGCGGUGGUCGAUGUGGACGGAGUUGUGCUUCCGGUGA
Messenger RNA from Striga asiatica, 879 nucleotides. The record is from the annotation of a GenBank genome assembly. Lineage: Eukaryota; Viridiplantae; Streptophyta; Magnoliopsida; Lamiales; Orobanchaceae.